AUGCCAAUGGACGGCGAUAUUCUUGGUGUCAGGACUUUGUACUUCACGCAGGAUGAGCUGGAGAAACUUCACUCCCCUCUGGCGGUUCACGACAAGUAUGCUGAAGCGUGCGGGGGUGCAAACGCAGCAGAAAAGCUGCCUGCGUCCUGGUGGGGAGGCGUGAUGCAUGAUGAGGAGCAAGACGGCUCAGACCUCGGAUUUCUCAAGGCUUCUCAAAGAUGCCAUGGGGUGGCUGCGCGGCACGAAGAGAAGGUACCUGGUUUGGCAGCCAAGGCCACGCUGAUUACUCGCUAUCGAGUUGCCUACAUGGCGACCGGCUCUACGCAUGUAGCCGACUUCGUGGUGAGCACGUCGCACUUCGGAAAGAUUCCCUCUGCAGAGGACAUGUUCCGGCUGUCGGCGCGCUCUGAGGAGCUGCAGCAAGCCAUGGAUGCGGUCGAAGUUGUCAGCGACAAGUUUUCCAUGCCCACCUUCAUGACCGGAGAUUGGAACUUCCGCAUGGUCCCCUUUGACGAGCUUGCGAAGUUUUCCAAUUUCGAGGGUUUGCUAUACUCUGGACCAGUAAUUCACAUGGUAGAUGGGACGAUGCGGUACAGCUAUGUGAGAAGGAGUCCAAUGCAACCCGACAUCGCAUACGAGGAGACCCGAGUGGCUUACGUCGCCCUGCGAAAUUCAGACUCCAUGAGGUUUCUGCAAACGCUCGGAGGGUUCUAUCCGCUGUACAGUCACUUCUACACUUUCCGGCGGCGUCCGCCAACAUGCAGAUUUCGCGAGUCCACUUAUCGGCCUCACUGUGAGACCGUUCCCUUGGCAAACCUCGGCAAGAAGAGCUAUGCAAACACAUCAGCAUUGUCUUCAGAGGAAUUCCUCUCCGAUGGCAAAAAGUGGGAUCAGUUCAAGAAGGAGGGCUUCGACCUGCUCAAGGGUGACAAAGCCGCAGCAAGCGUCACCCGGCUGCCUUCGCAAUGCGACCAGAUCUACUGGAGCAACAACAUCACAACGCUCAGCAUGGACUCAGCGUGGGAAGUCCUAGGUCCUGCCGCCAAACGGGUUGUGACGUCGGACCACAACAUGUUGGAGCUGAAAGCAAGAAUGUGGCUAUCAUGA
Molecule: messenger RNA, 1107 nt
Organism: Symbiodinium pilosum
Lineage: Eukaryota; Dinophyceae; Suessiales; Symbiodiniaceae
Source: the annotation of a GenBank genome assembly